Molecule: messenger RNA, 1141 nt
Organism: Racocetra persica
Lineage: Eukaryota; Fungi; Glomeromycota; Glomeromycetes; Diversisporales; Gigasporaceae
Source: the annotation of a GenBank genome assembly
AAUGUCGAAUUUUAAACUAUGGACAUAAGUUCAUACCUACUCCAACCUCUAAACAACGCUUAGACAUCACUUUACCGGAUAACCCCUUUAUGGCCCGAUCUUUGGACGACUUAGAACGCCGCUACAAUCUAUUAUUUGAAUUUGGCGGAGGCGGUCGGUCAAAAGUCGUCAGGAUCCCAAACCCUUAUUAUCACCCAAAACCAACCCUUCAUAUACAAAACUUUAUUAAUGCCCUAAAACCAAAAAUAUCAUCUGAUUUUAUUAAAACACCACACUAUAACCUUACUAUUCAAGAGAAAAAAGCAUUACACAAUCUUGCAAAAAACAGGGAUAUAGUAAUAACCCUUACAGAUAAAAAUUUGGGAUUAGCUAUUAUUCCAUACAUGGAAUAUAUUAAAGUAAUGGAAGAAAUGCCUAACAAUAUCGACUACGAAGAAAUUAAGCAUUCUGAGGAGGAAUGCAUAGAUAUUAUGCAAAAUCGAAUUCUCCACUUAACUAUGACAAUGGAGAAUAAACAUAAUAAUUAUUUUCUCCCAGAAGAUUCACAACUUCCAUACUUUCACCUAUUACCCAAACCCAAGUCCUUAAACAAUGAACAUAAAGCUAUAAAAAGAGGACUUUUUGAAAAUAUAUUUUUUAGAAGAUAUAUCGAUGAUAUUAUAAUUUUUGGUGAUAUAAUUAAUGAAAGUUUAAUUAAUGACAUAUAUCCUACUCACCAUAACAUAAGUUGGCAACACAUAGAUAAUGAUAAAAAGGCUAAUUUUUUAGAUUUAUCUAUUGAAAUUGUAGGAGAAAAAAUUAUCACUAAAAGGUACUCCAAGUUCCCCAGGAUGGCUUCUUUUGUACACUACAAAUCUAACCACCAUUUUAAAGGAUAUCCUAAACAUAUCCUAAUGGAAGCCGAUACAAUUAUUUGGGAUAAUCGUUUAAAUACACUUCAUCAAAUAAACAAUAAACGAGUAGAUGACAAACCUUUACCACCCAUUAUCCUACGAGUACCUUAUGACUCUUUACUUUUUAAAGAGAAAAAUUAUUCUAAAAUCCUACAAGAGACAUUUAACAAUACUCUAGGAAAUCUAAACAUUCAAAAACCUAUCCUAUGCGUUACCAACAUGCCGUCUUUAGUCAGAAUCCUUGCCCG